CCCCUCCGAUCUCCAAGAACUCUUCAAUAUUUUCACGGUUAUUGAACAGUCUUGUGGUGUAGUUUUACUAAGAAGUGCGAUUUCACUGGAAUACUGACUGGAGUUCUUAACUUUUUAGUAUUUCAUUCAAAAAUAUAUAAACGAUGAAGCUAUCGUUUAUAUUCGAAUUGUUGCUGAUAUUUAUAUUGGUAGCAUUUGCUGCAUCUGCAGCAGUAGAUAAUAAAUCCAUAAAAGCAAAAAAGAAAGUGGUCCAUUAUGGAACAAAAAUAACCCGAACUAGACAAAACCAAAAUGUAUCUCAAACUGUUGUAGCCCAGGCUCAACAGCCGGUACAACAAAAUCCACCAAACAGAUUUUGUACAUGUGCCAAACAAAUGUGUAACUGUUGCAGAGAUUUUAAUCUCAAAUUGCUCAAUCUUAAAGGUCCAGGAUGUGCAGUACUUCAGUACUUACAAGGCGAUCAACUCGCAAUUUCUAUGAGCUUUAAUGAUCGAGUUUUAACCAAUACGACCAUCAAAGGAAGAAAACCUCCUCCUAUUUGCAUGCCUUUGCCAGGCGGCAUUUCAAAAUUCUGUGGUCGGGUUUACAACAUCGGUCGUCAAGGAGAGGAAUUCAAUGCUUGCUUAGGCCUGGAACUUCGAGCCCUUAAUGACGUCGAAGCAGCAAUCCGAGUUUCUUGCUUUCGAUUUGGACCAAACGGUUUAAGGUUGGAACCACCUCAACCACUACCUCCAGUUGACAAUGACAAUGAUGACGAUGAUGACGACGACGACGAUGACGAUGAUGACGACGAUGACGACGACGAUGAUGACUUUGGAUUUGACGGAGAUGACGAUGAUGACAGUGAUGGUGAUUCCGUAGAUUACAGUGUUUUUGAUGAUGAUUUUAUUGGCGAAUACUUCCAAGGGGAAGAUGAUUCAUCAAGUUCCAGUAAUAAAAAUAAAGUUUCCACCACCACCACGCCAAAGCCCUUAAGAAGGAAUACAAGAAAACCUAUACAUAAACCAGUUGAAAAGAAACCGAUACGCAGAAAAUCAAAACCUCAGCUACAACAAACCGUCACAACACCCAAAACUGUAAUUACGAAAAAACCUGUGGGACCUGUUAAAAAAGCUACAAAAAUCCCACAUCAUAGAAGAACAACCAAACCUGUUACCGAAUCUUCUAAACCGACUACGAACGCACCGAUGCCACAAAACCAACCCUCCACAGAAAUUACUUCUGAUACAAAUGUAAAUGUUUCUGUAAAUCCAAUCAUAUCUACCAGUCUACCACCAGAUACACCUAUUCCAACGACAGAAGAACAAAAAACUGAAGCUACUAGUCCAAAAAUCAGAACUGGCAUUACUGAUAGUAUUAAAACGUCCCAGACAAUUGUUCCAGUUACUAAAGUUCAGGAAUUGUCUUCGGAAGAAAGUGAAGAUCCUAUUGCUGAUAUGGUCGAAGAUGCUAUAGAAGAUGAAAUAUCUGACUCAACAGAAAACACAACCACUCAAACAAAGAAAGUUACGGUUAUGACUUCACCACAACCUAAAGAAUCAACGGAAGUGUUUGAUGAAGUGGUGGAUGGUGUUGUUGAUACCUUUGCAGGCGAAGAAUCGGAAGAAGCAAGACUUUCUUAAGGCGCCAAUAACAGAAAACGAUACAUAUCAAUUUAUUAUUUAAUUAUUGUUGGACUAAGCCAGGUGUUGUCCAUUAAAUGUGAGCUGAUUCCAGCUCCUUUAGUAAUUGGAUACAUAAUUCUAUUUACCUCUUCCUUAUUUACACUUUUUUGUUUAUGUUGUAUUUGUUUCAUUAAGCUUUGAAGUAUUUAUUAUAGGUAUUCUUAAUAUUCUUAAAUAUACCGGGUGUCCACUUAUAUUUUCCCCCAUUUUAACUGCCUAUAACUUCUAAACGGGGCAAGAUAGAAAUAUGGAGUUCUCGCUGAAAUGUUUUAUUUUAGUAAAAGUUUUGUCUGAAUUGAUUGAAUUUUUUAUAUCGCUUUCAAAUACGAAAAAAAAAUGGCGGAUUUUUGAAAAAAAAACGUUGUUGACUUUUUUUAAAUAGAACACCCAGUAUAUUUUUUUUGUAAAUUGAAAGAAAGGUCAUUCGCCUAUCCAGCGAUAUAAAGUUUUUCAAAAUCGGUUGUCAAAUCACUGAGUAAUUAAUUUUUAAAAUGAGAGGUGUAGCGUGGAUAUCACAUACCUAAAUAAUAUUAUAAGCAAAUUGAUAUUAUGUUAUGUGAUUUCCACAUUGCAUCUCUCAUUUUAAAAAUUAAUUGCUCAGCCAUUUGAUAACCGAUUUUAAAAAAUUUUAUAUUGCUGGAUAGGUAAAUGACCGUUUUUUCAAGUUACAAAAAAAUAUACUGGGUGUUUUAAUAAAAAAAGUCAACAACGUUUUUUUUUUAAAUUCCGCCAUUUUGUAUUUAAAAGCGAUAUAAAAAAUGAUCAUUUACCUAAAAACUUGAAAAAAAUGUUCAUUUACCUAUUCAGCGAUAUAAAAUUUUUUAAAAUCGGUUGUCAAAUGACUGAGCAAUUCAUUUUUAAAAUGAGAGAUGCAAUGUGGAAAUCACAUAAUUAAUAUUAUGUUAUGUGAUAUAUCCAUGUUGCACCUCUCAAUUUAAAAAUUAAUUACUCAGUGAUUUGACAACCGAUUUUGAAAAACUUUAUUUCGCUGGAUAGGUGAAUGACCUUUCUAUCAAUUUACAAAAAAAUAUACUGGGUGUUCCAUUAAAAAAAAGUCAACAACGUUUUUUUCAAUCCUCCAUUUUGUUUUACGUAUUUGAAAGCGAUAUAAAAAUUCAAUCAAUUCAGACAAAACUUUUACUAAAAUAAAACAUUUCAGCGAAAACCGCAUAUUUCUAUCUUGAGCCGUUUAGAAGUUAUAGGCAGUUAAAAUGGGGGAAAAUAUAAGUGGACACCCGGUAUAUUAUAAAAUAUGAUGUACAAAGUCAAAAUAAGAAGACUGUCAAAUUAUAUUCUUUUUUAUUCUAAUGCCUAAUAUAUUUAUAUUAGAUCAUCUCUUUUAGUUUUAAAUAAUUUAUUUCACAUAUUUAUUUAUUUAUUUAUUUGUAUUUAUUUUUAUUUAUGUUAAUUUAUUUUUUUAAUAAAUAUUUUUAUAUAAUAUAAACAAA
Diabrotica virgifera virgifera (western corn rootworm) is the source of this 3112-nucleotide messenger RNA. RefSeq names its product phospholipase D C-like. NCBI's taxonomy places the organism in Eukaryota, Metazoa, Arthropoda, Insecta, Coleoptera, Chrysomelidae. The coding region runs from base 144 to 1622 and encodes 492 amino acids. The transcript has 4 exons. The record is from RefSeq and is a predicted model, not a curated record.